AGGAAACGUGAACUAUUUUGUAUGCCAAAUCUACAUAUCCCUUUGACUAAAAUCCAAUGUGAUUUGUGGAGGAAAAUAUUUAUCGUACACAGUUGGCGUUUUAAGAAAAUAUUUCUUUUACACACUUGGCGUUUUUAAAACUGUGUUUAUCCCACUUCCUGGUCUUAGCACAAACCCGGAAGUCAGGGUCAGGGAAUCAUCUCAACACACGUCAGGAACGCUAGCUCGGCUUCUUCCAGAAGUUUCUUUCCUGCCUCGGCGGCCCCGGAGACGUCGAGUCACGGUUGACCCCAUUCGACUCGCCAGUUUGACGUACGCUCCCUCAAUCCGGCCGGUUGACACUGGAGUCCUCGUCUUUGGCGUGAAGCGGAAAGCAGUUUCCGCGUCGAGUUUAUUUACCUGCAGCUAGCCGGCAAGCUAGCGGCGUCCAAGUCCAUGCGGGGAGUCUGCGUUCGCUCCACCCGGAAUGUCGAUUUUUUUCCUUGGGGACGCGGGGGAAGAAGUGAGCGGCCGUUGUGAUGGGGAAGGACUACUACAAGGUGCUGGGAAUAGCCAAGGGCUCGUCGGAAGACGAAAUCAAGAAGGCGUACAGAAAGCAGGCCCUCCGCUACCACCCCGACAAGAACAAGUCCGCCUGGGCCGAGGACAAAUUUAAGGAGAUAGCGGAAGCCUACGACGUCCUCAGCGACGCCAAAAAGAAAGACAUUUACGACCGAUAUGGCGAAGAAGGCCUGAAGGGUUCAUCCGGCGGCGGGGCGCACACCGGCUCCACGUACAACUACACCUUCCACGGCGACCCCCACGCCAUGUUCGCCGAGUUUUUCGGCGGCCGCGGCCCCUUCGACCACUUCUUCUCGCAAAACGGCGGCGACGACUGCGCAGACGCCGCCGACCCCUUCGCCGCCUUCGGGAUGGGCGACAUGGGCGGCUUCCACCGGCCCUUCAAGUCCCACCUGGGCGGCCCCCGCGUCGGCCGUGAGAGGCAGAAGGACCCGCCCGUGGUGCACGAGCUGAAGGUGAGCCUGGAGGAGGUCUUCGCCGGCUGCACCAAGAAGAUGAAGAUCUCGCGCAAGAGACUGAACCCCGACGGCCGGACCACGCGCAGCGAGGAUAAGAUUUUAUCCGUGGACAUCAAGCGCGGCUGGAAAGAGGGAACCAAGAUCACCUUCCCCCGCGAGGGCGACGAGACCCCCACUAACAUUCCUGCCGACGUGGUGUUUGUGGUCAAAGACAAGCCUCACCCUGUGUUCAGGAGGGAGGGCUCCGAUAUUAUAUACCCUGCCAAGAUAUCGCUCAGAGACCUUUACAGAUGCCACCUCUGCUGUGCAGGCGGUGUGUGUUGUGGUUAUGAAGUCUACUGCAACAACUGUCGCGAUGUUAUGGCGUUGUGCGGGUGCACGGUCAGCGCACCGACGCUGGACGGCCGCACCAUCACGGUGACGUCGCGGGACGUGGUGAAGCCCGGCACCAAGAAACGCAUCACGGGCGAGGGCCUGCCGCUGUCCAAGUGGCCCAACAAGCGGGGCGACAUGAUCCUCGACUUCUGCGUCAGAUUCCCCGACAAGCUGGGCCAGAACACGCGCGACGCCCUCAGGCAGGUGCUCCCGCCGUGACGCGGGCCGCCGCGCACGGAAGCGGACGCUCGUUCGAACCCCGCCACACUUUGAAACCGGGUCUUAAAAGCACCCGGGACUGCUUUUGCUUGCUGAAGACGAACGUCUCCAAAAAUGUCUUAAACAUCAGGCCAGAGUCGUGACUUUAAUAUUUUUCAUCUUUAUAGGACACUUUUUAUUUGGCUGUGAACAAACACUGGCUGGGUUUGGAACCUUUUGGGUCUUUGGGUUCUUUUACUAGCAACACUUAAAAGUCUGCUGAGUGAAAAUCAAAAAUGGGAGCUUGGACACUAUGAAGGAGGACUGAGGUUGCCCUGACAACAACACACGCACACAAAAAAAAAAGAGAAACAUAUUUCAAAUAUUUCAAGGAAUAUAUUUUAUGCAACUUGGAAACUUUUUUUUUUUUAAUAAUCCGUAAUAUUGCAGUAAAAGUCAAAAUAUUAUUUUCUUCUGUAUGGGUGGAGAUUACACCAAAAACAUUUUACAAAUUUCAGGAAAAAAGGUAAAAAUAAAAACAUAAGCAUAAUUUUAUUGAAAAAAAACCAGGAGAAAAAAGUCAUACUUGAUAUAAUUGAUAAUGCAGCGAUAUUGAUUUUUCUGACAUUCACGCAUUAAAAUGGAAAAAUUUGGGGCUCAAAAGAUAACUGAUUCUCAGUAAAAGUACAUUUUACUUGUCUUUUUUUUUUUUUUUUUUGAAUUUUGUUUUCAGUGACUUUUUUGCGCAAAAAAAAAAAACCCCAACCGGUGUUUGGGGUAGCCCCGCCCACUUCUACCCCCCCCCCGCCCCCCCAUUCAGUGCCAUGGACGGUUGCUGAAUUCAAAUGUCCGUGUGAGCACGGAGGACUGGCAGAGUGUGAAACGCCCGUCUGGGGGUUCGAGUGACGCGGGCGGUUUCAGUUCCACUACCUGAGGUGCUGCUACCCCCCCCC
This is a messenger RNA of Syngnathoides biaculeatus (alligator pipefish), 2545 nucleotides long. It is a transcript of the gene dnajb1a, whose product is annotated as DnaJ heat shock protein family (Hsp40) member B1a. Gene Ontology annotation, cellular component: cytosol; endoplasmic reticulum. The transcript is spliced from 4 exons. Lineage: Eukaryota; Metazoa; Chordata; Actinopteri; Syngnathiformes; Syngnathidae. The coding region runs from base 519 to 1613 and encodes 364 amino acids. Gene Ontology annotation, molecular function: transcription corepressor activity; misfolded protein binding; Hsp70 protein binding. The record is from RefSeq and is a predicted model, not a curated record.